CACGCUGCUGCAGAGGACUCUUGCACUGCUUCCAGCACUCAACCUCUGCACAGCGCAACAGCAGCAGCAGCAGCAUGCCCGUCUGGAGCCGAACGCAGCCUGCGGCAGCACACAGUCUCCUGGGUCUUUAACCUGUCGCAUGUGGAAUACGCGAUCACAGACGGGAUAUCGACUCGGGAUCAGAAGAGCACACACAAAACACCUGCGCUGAUUAUUUUAGAUCUUUUUAUUAUUAUUAUUAUUGGAGAGCUUUUGUGUUGCCAAGGAAGGAGAAAGUCGGAGCAGCCAUGAGAGUUCUACCCAUAUCUGCCGGAUACCUCCACAGCCUCUUCUGACCAAAUCUGAUCGAGCAAACCGAAGAUGUCAGCGUGCAGCGACUUUGCAGAACACGUGUGGAAACCCGGCUCCUGUAAGAACUGCUUCCACCCCCUAAGUGCGCACAAGACUGUCGGUGUCUUUGAUGGCAGCGUGCCAGCCUCUUGUUUGAAGAGCUGUCUGGGUGGUGAUGAAGACGCUGGAGUGACAUCACCUUCGCCCUACAGCAAGCCAACCAUUGCUGUCAAACCCACUAUGAUGAGCCUUGACACAAACGAGUUAACUGACGUGAACAUGAACAUUGAGCAGGAGAACACAAAGAGUCCAGUGGACCAUUUGGGCCUGAAGAAGCUCUUAGACCUGUCACCUCUUUACAUUGAUAGCAAUGGCUGCAACAAGGCCCACAGGGAUGCGGUUCUUAAGAGUCCUGACGCCAAGAUGGACUACAACAACUGCCUCUCUUUGUCUCCUAGUAUUCUGCCCAAGGACUCCAUGAUCAUCAGCAAUAUAUUCGUAACCAAGGAGGAAGGCAGGGGUUCUCAGAGUUUAAAGAAUAAUGCCAAUGAAGACUCCCGCAGGCAGCAGAAUAGCAUGGCCGCUAUUAGGACCAAGAGCACUUACAAUGGAAAUGAUGUGACUACCAGGGCAAAUUACCAGGAGUCCCAUCAGGCUUCUGUGGAGAUACCUUUGUCGGUGGAUAUCGUCCCUUCCAGUCCUGCCAUAGUUCAUAUUAAUGCUGUAAGCAGUGGUAGAACUACCACUGUUACCACGAUGACAUCCAGCACUUCUUCCAGUUCCUACACCACAGCCUUAAGUGUGGAAAGCACCACCCUCACUGGCCCGACAUCCCCCCACUCUGUUACGGUCCUGUCUAAACAGAGCAGCCUGUCAGACUCCACUUGUUCUUAUCGUAGCAGCACAGAUUCACUUCCUGGGCCAGAAGGGUCAGGAGAAAGACAAGACAGGUCAGGAAGCCCGCAAAGUCCGCCAGCCAGUGGCAGUCCACACUCGACUCCCAACUCUCCCUAUGGACCACAAAACUCUGAACCCAUUUAUGCAGAAAGCACCAAGAAAAAGCGCAGGCCGCAAGGAAACGGACCUCAGUUCCAUCCAGAGUCCCCAAACCAGACUAAGCCGUCCCAAGGUUCUGAGCUUGAACUUUCGGGAGAGAGUCAGCGGGCCACCAUCACUGUGAUGGCUGCUCACACAGAGGAGAACAACAGGACUAUCUACCUAAGCAGCCCUGAUUCAGCUGUCAGCACCCAGUGCCACUUCAGCCCCGCAGCCCGUAAAGACCCCAGCAGCCCAGCCUUCCGUUGGCCCAGCCCCAGCCCCAGCCACAGCGCACCCUCUCUGACCACAGAAGCCUUCCUCACCCCCACUCUGUACCCCAAGCCCCAGUCUAGCCCACCCAUUCCUCCAAAGAGGAACACUCGUUCCCCUAAACUGGGCACCUCUAGCCUCUCCCCAUCCAUGUCUUCUCCAGUCCCUCUUCCUGAACUUCCCAAACUGAGCACCCCCAUCCUCACACCAUCCAUUUCAUCUCCGGUCCCUCUCCCUGAACUGCCCAUGCUUUUCCUGGUCUCUGGCCACUUCAAGGUCCCUACAGAGAACCACAAUGCGGCAUCCGAACGCUGGCAGAAGUCCCACCACCAUAGCUCCGGCUGGAAUUGCCGCAUUGAAGAAGAGGAGGAGGAGGAAGAGAGGGAGCGGAAAGACAUGAAGAAGAAGACGCCAGCCGCCAACCCGGGGACAACCUCUCGGGUGGCGGGCCCUCUCAAUGGUGCUGCUGUCUGGAGGGAGGCCAAGGACGGGAAGGCCCACAGCAGCCCCCCUUCGAUGAUAGAGCCAGGCACGGCCCCCCCGGCUGCCCCCAACAAUGGUUCUUGUGAGGGGGAAACUGAGGGCACCGGCUCAGAGGCGGAGGGCAAGCAUAACGGGAGCAUGCCGGCCAAGCAACCGCUGCAUGGCGGUUCAUCACAGCUGCUGGUAGCAGGGAAGGGAGCUGCCAACAGUGACCCCAAUCCACCACCUCCUCCACCUAAAAAGCUGCACAGAGUGUGCGGCAAGAUGAGUGGCAGCAAUCUGGAGCUGGACCGCUGCAGCCAACAAGGGUCAGUAGAGAGCCCUACUUCAUCUUUGCGGGGCCUGAGCAUGGCCAGCCUGCCAACCGCCUCCACGGACAACCUGACCGCUGACACUGGUGCUCGGGAGGCAACACGGAUGUCUUGUUCUUCGCCUUUCCUCAGAAGUCCAGCAGCCUCAGCUCCAGGGUCUCCGCACCCGCCUUCCUUCAGCAGCUCAAGUAACCAGCCACCACCACUCCCGGAGAAAAAACUGGUCAACCGCACCGUGUCCGCUCCCGACAGCGGCAAUGGGAAGCCCUUCAUUCGAGCCUUCCCUCGGCUCCCGUUCACCGGCUCAGAGAGCAACGUGUGCCGAUCGACCGAAGCCAGCUCCCGGUCCAGUUUGCCGUCCAGCCCCGUUGACCCUCGGCCCAUUUUCUCCUCCAACGAGUCUCUGGAGCAUUGUCACGCCCCACUAGGCCGAUCCUCAAGGUCCCGGACACUGGACGAGCCGUUCAAGACUCAAGGGCGUCUGGGUGUGCAUUGCCGAAGCAGCAUCACAUGCUCCUCUUCGCCCCAGCUCAGUGUGCCCUUCUCAGCCUCUGAUCCGGGUUCAGCGCCGAAUCUGGGCUCAACCCUGCAGCUCCAGACCCUUCUGAGUAACAUUGACAGCAGAGAGGGAGUGUACUCCAAACUGGGUGGCCUGUACGCGGAGUCUCUGCGCCGCUUGGCUCUAAAAUGCGAGGAUCACUUCACUCGCUCGCAGAGGAACCCGCUUAGGUUUGAGGAAAGCAACUGGUCCUUGUUCCGGCUCACGUCUAACAAGCCAAGCUGCAACUCCGGAGAUGCUGUGUACUACUCCGCUGCCUGCGCAUCGGACCCCAGCAACUCCUACGCUGUAAAGAUCUGUAAGAGUUCAUCCAUAGAAGCCAAGCAGGGCCACCUCUACAGCCUGUCGGUGCAGCAGAGCAUGCCUCCACACUUCAACCUCCAGCAGGACUGUGGUCACUUUCUGGCCUGCGUUCCCCAGAGCAUGUUGCCUUCCGAUGAAGUCUCUCUGCCCACCACGCCGGCCUCCUCGGUGCCUCAGCCCUCCACACCUGCACAGAGCCAGCAGGUAGAGAGAGAGCGAGUGGUGGUCAUCACCUCCGAGAUCCCUCGCCAGACGGCGGCUGACUUUGUUCGGGAGUACGAAAUGUUCCACAAAACUCAACCCGAGGUCUAUGAGCGACGCGUCUGCUUCCUCCUGCUGCAGCUCUGCAACGGCCUGGAGCACUUGAAGGAGCACGGGGUCACGCACCGUGACCUCUGCCUAGAAAACCUGUUGCUGGUGCCUCAUCAGCGCAGGCCCUCCCAGUUUGCUCAUCAGAGCAGCACUGACAGCAGCGGCAGUAAUGGCGUGGACAUCCAGCGCCAACUUCCCCGGCUCCUCAUCAGCAACUUCGCGAAGGCCAAGCGUCGUUCCUCCGAGGAUGCCGUCUCAACCAAUGUGGACCCUCGGAUCAAACGAGACCACGCUAGGUUGGCACCUGAGAUCGUCUCCGCGGCCCAGUACCGCAAAUUUGAUGAGUUCCAGACGGGCAUCUUGAUCUACGAGCUCCUCCACCAACCCAAUCCAUUCGAGGUGAGUCCAGCACUGAAGGAGCAAGACUACCGCUGUGAGGACUUGCCUCCGGUUCCUUCCGUCUCCCUUUACUCAGCGGGUCUCCAGAGGCUAGCCCAGCUGCUUCUCCAGCCAGACCCCAUCAAACGCAUCCACAUCCAGGAAGCCAAACGCAUAUUGCAGAGUCUGCUCUGGGGUCCCAGGAAGGACCUGAUGGAGCAGCAGCGGGAAAGACACGGACAAGCUGGAGCCUACGUGGAUGGAUCCCGACAUGAGGGCCUCCUCAACUGGCUGGACGUGAAGAGGGCCCUGCUGAUGAUGAAGUUCGCUGAGCGAUCACUGGAGCCGGAGAGGAACGCGGAGCUGGAGGACUGGUUGUGCUGUCAGUACUUUUCCUCGGCUCACCCUCUGUCCCUCUGCCAUACGGCUGAGCUCCUCUACUCACUGAAGUGAUGAUGCACUUUAGCUUCAGCGGAGCCACCAAUUUGUGAACGUGUGCGUGAGAAACACCGGUAAAAUAAACAUUAAUGUCUAUGGAUAGUGUGAUCCUCUGGAGGAACUGUGAAACUGCCCACUGGCUGGCAUGACACCUACAUGCAAGAGAGCCACACAUCAAACUAUCCGUCCACUCUUUACCUUUUACGCCAACAUUAUCCUGCCACAGACAGUCAAAGCUGUUCUUGUAAUUAUCACUGACAUAUGGACAGACUAGAAUCCUUUUGUAUCAGUAAACAUAUGGACAGUAAUCAUAAUUCUAUAAUACACUUACCAAAGUUUCAUGUUUGACACUGUAUUGUGUGUAUUUAUUAAGUAUUGGACACAUUUUACUCACAGAAAACAGGCUAACGGUUCAUAACCUUAUUCUGUGUUUGCCAACUUCUCAAAGCAACGCUGUGUCGUGUCUCGAUGUGCAGCUAACUUUGUCUAUGUAUAAGUGGCUAACUUGUCUGAUCAUGAAGAAGUAUGAGAUCACCUGCAGACAUAGCACCUUUUCUCUCAUAUGUUGAGUCACGGGCACAUAAUGCUGCACGGUAUACCAUCAACAACAAUCUUUUCUUUAACCAAAUCUACAGACUAAUGCCUCUUCCUUUGCUUUGUUAGCGAUCAGGCUAGCCUUCCUUAAGCGACUGCUAACAACUGGCAACGUUAGCGGUUGCUUCUACUGAAUGGAUGACUCCAGUCUUGUCCUCAUGCUUACUUUUAGUACAUAUUUAAGUGUUUUGACAUUUGUCGCAGUGCCUUUUGUUCUUUGUACAUGUUUUAAGUGACUCAAGCCAAAUGUAAAUAUUACUGACCAUUCGUCCCAUGUGAAACUGGCCUUUCACAGAAUGUUCUAGUUGUACAGCGAUUUGUAGAUGAUAUUUGACAGAGAAAUGAGCCCGAGCAGGUCUUAAAAAGCCAUGAAUAUGAGCAGCAGUUAAAAUAAUAUUUAUAACGUUAUCCUGUAGUAGUCACUGGAAUUCACCUGUUUAUUUUCAUAUGUGGAUUAAGUUUUUCUGUGUGUGUUUUUAUCUGGCACAGCAGCGGCAGCUGGGGCUGUAUUGUUUUACUGUUUGUUUUUUGCCUCCUGUUUUUCUUGUCAGCUGCAGAGAAAGUUUCAAGUUUUAUUUCUCUAAUAAAACAUUGAGUGUGGUGAAAGAAGUUAACAACUUUUGUCCAUGACUGACUAAUGUUGAAGAGAACGUAGCCUGAGCUAAACUAAUGGAUUAUUGAUUUGAAUUAUUUUGUGCGUGUCUCACUUAUCUGCAUCCAUCAAUAAACAAUACAUAUAUUUUCUCACAGUA
Mugil cephalus (flathead mullet) is the source of this 5768-nucleotide messenger RNA. RefSeq names its product inactive tyrosine-protein kinase PRAG1. The coding region runs from base 361 to 4437 and encodes 1358 amino acids. Gene Ontology annotation, biological process: protein phosphorylation. Gene Ontology annotation, molecular function: ATP binding; protein kinase activity. The record is from RefSeq and is a predicted model, not a curated record. Lineage: Eukaryota; Metazoa; Chordata; Actinopteri; Mugiliformes; Mugilidae. The transcript is spliced from 6 exons.